GAUCCUUGAGCAUCCAACAAAAGCAACUGACUAAUGAUGGCAUAAGCAACGAAAUUACGAAAUCAUCGAUUGACUGCUGCCUAAGAACACAAUCCUUUCCCUCAACAACAUCCCCAUCGCAUCAGUUUCAGUGCCUCUCAUCGCCGGCGAAGAAGCUGAGAUUUUUAGUUUUCGCUCGAAAUCCAAUUUUAAGCUUCCUAUUCCUAUGGUAAGAGCAGAGGAAGCAAUUGAGCAUUUGAUGCGGCGGCACUGAAGAGCGGAGGGAGAGGAAUUGAGCUUGGGUGGUUUUGUUGGGAUAAACUCAUGAAGAUUAGAGGAGGAAUGAUAAUAAGAUGAGGAGGCGGAGAUAGAGAUGAGCGCGAAUGAGUGAGCUCUCGAAGAGGUGGCGGAUAGUUUUAAAUAAUUUUGUUUAGUGUCCAUUUUAUCAAAAUGAAAUCUUUGGUGGCCAAAUACAAGUGUAUUAUCUUAUCUGGAUUUAGACCUCCGGCCACUCCUUGUUCGACUCUUUGCUCUACACAGCGGCACAGCGUACAUCAAUGGCAGCGGCGGCUGCCUCCAUGCUGAAAACAACCUUCUUCAUCCUUAAACCCACAUACAAAAUUCCAAUCUCCUCCUCUCUGUUUCAAUCGCCUUUCAUCCGAUCGAUACCCAACAAACGAACCCUACACUACAACAACCGACGGCAUUACCAAUUGACCCGCAAAUUCUGCUCUUCACAAUUAACCCAAGAGCAAUCCCACACCAGUCGCUCCAACGUCAUCGAAAUACUUGAAGAAAGAGGCCUACUUGAAGCCAUCACCGGCGAUAACCUCCGUUCAAUUUGCACAGAUUCAUCUCUUCGGGUCUACUGCGGCUUCGACCCUACCGCCGAAAGCCUCCACCUUGGUAACCUCAUCGGAAUCAUCGUCUUGUCAUGGUUCCUCCGAUGCGGCCACUCCGCCGUCGCCCUCGUUGGAGGCGCCACCGGUCGGGUCGGUGAUCCAUCCGGUAAGUCCCUCGAACGCCCUGAACUCGAUAUCGCAUCCCUAGAACGAAACAUCGCGGGUAUCUCCGAUAUAAUCCUGAAAGUCCUCGGGCAUAUAUCAACCGAUAACAAUUCAAUCAAGGUUUUGAACAAUUACGAUUGGUGGAAAGACGUGAAAUUGCUCGAUUUCUUGAAAGACGUCGGGAGAUUCGCUAGGGUUAACACAAUGAUGGCUAAAGAAAGUGUGAAAAGAAGAUUAGAAGCCUCCGAUCAAGGUCUAAGCUACACCGAAUUCACUUACCAGCUCUUACAAGGCUACGACUUCGUUCACUUGUUCAAAACCGAAAACAUCACAGUUCAAAUCGGCGGAUCAGAUCAAUGGGGAAACAUCACUGCUGGAACUGAACUAAUUCGAAAGCUUCAUCAAUCCGAUUCUGCUUAUGGUCUCACAUUCCCUCUGUUACUAAAAUCCGACGGCACAAAAUUCGGGAAAUCAGAAGACGGGGCAAUCUGGCUUUCACCAUCGAUGCUAUCACCUUACAAAUUCUACCAGUAUUUUUUCUCAAUUCCUGAUUCCGAUGUUGUGAGAUUCUUAAAGAUUCUUACGUUUUUGAGCUUGGAUGAGAUCAAGGAGAUUGAAAUCGAGAUGAAAUCAACCGGGUAUUUGCAGAAUUCUGCACAGAAAAGGUUGGCUGAAGAGGUGACGAGAUUUGUUCAUGGGGAAGAUGGAUUACAGGAGGCGAUUAAGGCUACUGAGGCUUUGAAACCAGGGUCUGAGACCCGAUUGGAUUGGAAGACGAUUGAGGGGAUUGCUGAAGAUGUUCCUUGUUGUUCUUUGAGUUAUGAUGAGGUUUUGGAUCUUGGUGUUGUUGAUUUAUCAGUUUCUACUGGAUUGAUUGAGAGUAAAUCGGCUGCAAGGAGGCUGUUGAAGCAAGGUGGAUUGUAUUUGAAUAACGGGAGAGUUGAUAACGAAGGAAAGAAGAUUAGUGUUGAUGAUAUUGUGGAUGGGAAAGUUCUGUUGUUGUCUGCUGGAAAGAAGAACAAGAUGGUUGUAAGAAUUGCAUGAGGGUUAUUGCACAUAUGUUUUUCUUUCCAUUUUUGGUACUUUCUAGUUUCUACAUUGGAUUGACUAGAAAGAUAAAUUUUAGUUAUUGUGCAAUUCCCCUGGAGGAAUUUUAAAUCAACUUGAAUGGUUUUUCGAUUUUUCACAUGAAAGAUUAUUUGCACCAUGAUGCCUUUUGUAA
This is a messenger RNA of Lactuca sativa (garden lettuce), 2208 nucleotides long. Lineage: Eukaryota; Viridiplantae; Streptophyta; Magnoliopsida; Asterales; Asteraceae. The record is from RefSeq and is a predicted model, not a curated record.